GGAAUUCGGCGUCGGACUCUGCGCUCGUAGUUCCGGUGGCGACUGAGGCGCAUGGCGGCCCUAGGACAUCCUGCCGGGGAGGCAGCGGCGGUCCCAGGCCCGGGGACUCUCCGCGCGUCCCGCAGACACCAGCUCCCCGACCCGGUUUCCAGCGCCCGGAAUCCUUCCGCUGUCUCUCCCUGCCCAGGGCAACCCACGUGCAGUAACACCGCCUCCAGAGUGCACCCGUUAGGCGAUGAAGGCAGCGCAGCGUCAGAGAAAAAGAAGAAUAGGAAGAAAGCCCGGAACAGGCCCUCUGUGGCAAACGGAGGCGAGAAGGCCUCAGAAAAACCCGCCCCAGAGGAAGUCCCGCUAAGCGCUGAGGCCCAGGCGCAGCAGCUGGCCCAGGAAUUGGCUUGGUGUGUGGAGCAGCUGGAGCUGGGCCUCAAGAGGCAGAAACCCACUCCGAAACAGAAAGAGCAGGCUGUUGGAGCAAUCAGAACCCUCCGCAGCAAAAGAACUCCACUGCCUCGAAAGAGGCAGCUGAUGCACUCCUUGUUUGGAGACUACAGGGCUCAGAUGGAAGCUGAAUGGCGUGAGUCCCUGCGGGCUCUCAGAGCUGCUGCUUAUUCAGCCCAGGUGCAGCCUGUAGAUGAAGCCACUAGAAACAAGAGCCAAAGGGUCUGCAGGCCUCGCCCUUUAGGGAGAACCAAAGCCACUCUGGAAACUGCUCUGCCUGAUGAAGAGUUCAGGUUCAAUUUCUUUUAGCUUCUCCUCCAACUUGUAACAUUCCCCCUCCCUUGGGGUGGCGUAGGGGUUUGUCUUGAGUGCAGAGUCUUUCCAGGACUUCUGUUGGCAGAGAACCCUAGGGUUGGUCCUUCCCUGCCUUGUCCAAGGAUUUGGAGCUGUUGUGCAGGUGUGAGACCAUCAGGCAGGCACAAGACCCCAUUUGUUUUCCGAUGAAAUGUUCCCUCUUCCAGAAGAGAGAGAGAGGUGCAGUUAGAAAAUAUAUAAUAAAUUGUAGUGAGUGUUCAAUGUAUUGUA
This is a messenger RNA of Saimiri boliviensis boliviensis (Bolivian squirrel monkey), 1023 nucleotides long. It is a transcript of the gene C15H8orf33, whose product is annotated as chromosome 15 C8orf33 homolog. NCBI's taxonomy places the organism in Eukaryota, Metazoa, Chordata, Mammalia, Primates, Cebidae. The record is from RefSeq and is a predicted model, not a curated record.